AUGGACAAUUUUUCCUUUUUUAAUACUUUAAAAUGUUUGUUUCUAGAAUGCAGUCGUCUUCAUUGUCCUAACGGACAAUCUGGUAAAGAGGGUCCACCUGGGCAAGAUGGUGAGCCAGGCGCUCCGGGUAAGCCAGGUGUUCCAGGCAAAGACGGCGAAGAUGUCGAACUCGGCUCUCAGGUUGCCAAAUUCGUCUAUAAAUAUCAUGCACCUGAUCUACCUUGUUCAAUUUGUCCAGCUGGCCCACCAGGUCCUCGAGGACCUCAAGGUGAACGUGGUUUGAGCGGGAAAUCAGGAAAUCCAGGACCAAGAGGCGAAAGUGGAAACUCUGGAAUACCUGGUGCUGUUGGAACACCUGGUUAUCCCGGUCCUUCAGGAUCACCUGGAAGUAGAGGAAACAGGGGUGCACCAGGGGAAAACGCUAUAGCUGGUGAAGGAGUGAAAGGACCUCGUGGUGUACCAGGUAGUCAGGGACCGAGGGGACCACCUGGAGCUUCUGGACGGCCUUCCAACCUGAGAGGAGCUCCUGGAGUGCCUGGACCGAGAGGGGGAAUCGGGAAAACUGGAAAGUUCGGAGUUUACGGUGAAAAGGGUCCUCCAGGACCUCCAGGUGAGCCAGGGAUGCCGUCCACCUACUGCCCUUCGGAUUGUGGAGUGAACACAAUCUUAACCGCAAUUUUGAAUGCUGAUGUCACGCCCGAAUAUUCAUCACCCGACAAAGGGCAACAGCAAGAAGCUCCCUCAGAAAUCACUUUCGAGGAAGAGUCUUAUCGGAAUUUUUACAAGGAAUAA
Messenger RNA from Angiostrongylus costaricensis, 792 nucleotides. Lineage: Eukaryota; Metazoa; Nematoda; Chromadorea; Rhabditida; Metastrongylidae. The record is from the annotation of a GenBank genome assembly.